GUAGUGGCAUGACCUCUGCGUACCCACACCCUAUAUAUUUUGAGCAUAUGACACAAGAUUUCUCUGUCUGUAGGCGAGUAACCGUUCCAACUUGUCGCUCCAGAGGGCAGGGAUCCAGACGGCCUUUUUGCCUUUUUUUGAUAGGCGGCAAAUGGGGGUUUCGGAAGCAGUGGCACAACCGCAAAACCCCAAUAAUAGACGCAGGUCGUAGACAAAAUAUUGGGCCGUUGCCGUGAAAGAAUGAGGCGCGGGUAAGAAGGAUCCCGGUCUACAUAACCGUUGCGAAUUUGUUGCUGCUGCUGGCCACGAACUCAAAAUGCCGGUAUCUGGUUUGAAAACCCUAAGGAGGUAUACAGUUCAAAUUGACAUUGUAAUGACAAGGGAGGAAGGAGAUUGCAUUGAGAAAACCAAUACUGACUUUCGGUGAGCUGACUUCUGUAGCCAGCGAGACCCACCGAAAUCGCCGAUAGACGGAACUACGUAGAUUGGGUGGUGGAGAGGUUUUUCUUUUGAUGGCCUUGGUUAAAUUUAACCGUGUCUCCUAAAAAGGAACAUAAUCAAUGUCAAGUCGAUGCUUUGAUAUUGUGCCCUUUUAUACAUUUAUACACAUAGUUCAGACAAUACCUUUUCAUCACGAUGGCUGCUCCAAAGACCAUGAAGGCGGUUGUAUUCGAUGGACCGUACAAGAUCUCGGUACAGGAUCGGCCGGUUCCUCAGCUGCAGAAUGAUAAGGAUAUUAUUGUAAAGGUGCAUGCCAGUGGGCUUUGCGGAUCUGAACUCCAUGCCUAUCGUGGAAUCGAAGAAUUCGGAAGCGGGUUCAUCAUGGGACAUGAGUUCACUGGAACCGUUACAGAGGUAGGAUCGGCCGUCAAAACCGUCCAGGUUGGAGACAAGGUCGUAACGCCUUUCACAGUGUCCUGCAUGGAAUGUUUCUACUGCAAAAAGACUCAGACUUCUCGAUGCGAGCACAGCCAGCUUUUCGGCUCCGCAGCUCUGGACGGCGGCCAGGCCGAGUACGUGCGCGUGCCGUUCGCGGACGGAACCGUCGUCAAGGCGCCAGCCGAGUUUGCAGAAGACGACAAGGCACUCGUCUUGAUGGCCGACAUCUGGCCUACGGGAUACUUUGGGGCCUCUAACGCAUUCAAGCUCCUCGAGGCCACUCCUGACCCCGUCGUGGUCGUCAUAGGCUGCGGGCCCGUUGGGCUUUGCGCCGUGGUGGCGGCGCUCGAGCACAAGCCAAAACACCUCUUCGCCAUAGACGGCGUCGACAGCCGCUUGGAGCUGGCCAAAGGCCUCGGCGCAGAGCCCCUGAACUUUGUGACCGACAGGGAGGGCAUGUUCAAACGCAUCAUGGAGGUGAGCGGGGGCCGUGGAGCGGAUGCCGUAGUCGAGGUUGUCGGGCUCAAAGAUGCCUUGAGGACGGCCUUUGAUAUCCUGAGACCCUUUGGUGUCAUUAGCAGCAUUGGCGUGCAUAGUACAGAACUCCCUUGGACCGCGGCCGAGGCUUAUGACAAGAACGUGAGAGUCCAGAUGGGGAGAUGCCCUGUACGCGGCGUCUUUGAAGAAGCCCUUGAGUUGCUCGUCAAGAGAAAGGACAAGUUUAGCUUUAUGUUUGACAAGAUCUUGCCACUGGACGCUGCAGUGGAGGCAUAUGACAUGUUUGACAAGAGAAAGGUGCAAAAGGUUAUCUUCACACCGUAAACGGCGCCGUGUAUCGUUGUUGUCGGAGGUAGUUGUUUGCACGGUUGAUGCAGACCAGCCAGAGCCGAGCUCACCCAGAGUAGCUAGCAACUUCUGAUACCAUUUUAGCCUAGUCAAAAUAGACUCGAGCCUUAGUUUUGUCUGGGCUUGACGAUGCCAUCAUGGAUAACGUAGUAAGAAAUUGUCGAGUCGUCC
Molecule: messenger RNA, 1896 nt
Organism: Pyricularia grisea
Lineage: Eukaryota; Fungi; Ascomycota; Sordariomycetes; Magnaporthales; Pyriculariaceae
Exons: 7
Coding region: 637-1701 (354 amino acids)
Molecular function (GO): oxidoreductase activity; zinc ion binding
Source: RefSeq, a predicted model, not a curated record